CAGCCUGCUGUAAAGAUUUAUUUUUGUGUCGGGCAUUAUAGUUUUGUACUAAAAAAACCCUAUUUAUUUACUUUUAUUUGCACCAUGUCUGAUACGUGGAGUGAUAUCCUAGCCGUUAAAACUAAACAGAAUAGUUUACGUGCUAAAUUACAGCAAAGAAAGAAAGAAAGAGAGGGUUUAGCCAAGGAACUUGGAGUUUCUCCAUCCAGCACUUCCACUGCGUCUUCAGCAUCGUCCUCCACCACAUCGAUUGUUGAUUCUGGUCUUAAUACACCGACUUCCAAAGCAUCAUUUGAUAAUGUCACUGUUAGUGCAUCUAAUGAAUCAGCCAUUCUUACAAAGAAGGAGAUUAUACAUCCAGAAAUCGAAAAGAAACUUCCUUAUGUGCUGUGUGACAUGAAUCUGGAGCUUCCCGCUGAAUCAUCUGUUAUAACUGGACUUCUAAAUAAAAUGUUAGGACAAGAUGUUAGUGAUUUCAUUGUUAAAGAAUUAUUAGAAAAAUUUUCUGCUCAACAGUUAAUAAGUAUAUUAAAAAGUGGCUCUGAUAAAACAACAUUUACUGUCACCUCUGUUGAUUUAUCAAAGUUAUCAGCACUGUAUAGUGAUGUUGGAGGGACCAGAAAGAGGAAAAGGGAUGAUGAUGAUGAUAUAGAAGAAGAAGAUAUUGGUUCGUCUAAACAUCAGAAGAAGAAUGAAUCAGCGUUACCUGAUGAUAGUAUCGAGAGUUUAUUGAAUACUCAGUCAGCAAAAGAGAAAGAAAAUAAAAAAGUUAAUGAAGAAAUUUUACAGAUAUUGAGUCAACCAACAGCUAAGGAACAAUAUUUGGUGGAGAAAUUUAAAUCAAGGGGAGGUGCUCAGUUGAAAGAAUUUUGUCAGUUUGGAACAAGAGAAGAAUGUAAAAAAAUAAACAAUGCUACAGAACCGUGUAAUAAACUACAUUUUAGAAAAAUUAUACAUAAACACACUGAUGAAUCUCUUGGUGAUUGUUCUUUUCUUAAUACAUGUUUUCACAUGGAAACCUGUAAGUAUGUACAUUAUGAAUAUUAA
Molecule: messenger RNA, 1047 nt
Organism: Patella vulgata (common limpet)
Lineage: Eukaryota; Metazoa; Mollusca; Gastropoda; Patellidae
Product: N6-adenosine-methyltransferase subunit METTL3
Exons: 11
Coding region: 85-1047 (320 amino acids)
Cellular component (GO): nucleus; RNA N6-methyladenosine methyltransferase complex
Molecular function (GO): mRNA m(6)A methyltransferase activity
Source: RefSeq, a predicted model, not a curated record